Messenger RNA from Rhagoletis zephyria (snowberry fruit fly), 658 nucleotides. Its product is annotated as GAS2-like protein 2. The record is from RefSeq and is a predicted model, not a curated record. Gene Ontology annotation, biological process: regulation of microtubule polymerization or depolymerization; microtubule bundle formation; actin crosslink formation. Gene Ontology annotation, molecular function: cytoskeletal adaptor activity; microtubule binding; actin filament binding. NCBI's taxonomy places the organism in Eukaryota, Metazoa, Arthropoda, Insecta, Diptera, Tephritidae. Gene Ontology annotation, cellular component: stress fiber; actin filament; microtubule plus-end.
UCGAAGUAAACGCCCUAUAAUUUGCAAUACUAAAACGUGUGCGUGAAAGAAGUUUUAAUCUACGAAAAAUAAUAAAUUAUCAUCCGGUAUGCAACUAACGCAUAUAAAAUUAUAAAAUUAUCGUCGCAAAUUUAAAAGGCUAUUAUUUUUUUAUUUAAUAAUAGAGAAUAAAUAUGUGAAUAACAUUAAAAACAACGUUGCGGUAAGAAUGAGAAUCAAAGAAAGUGUAUUCUUAUUUGUUUCAUAUUGUUUGUGUUUUUAAUAAACGAAAAUCCUGAAUGCCUUCUAACUUUAAGGAAAAAUCGAACACAAUAACUUACGAGCCAAUAAUCAUACAAAUCUAGUAUUAAUUGCCUUCGAACAAGGUAAAACUUACCCUCGAUCAGUAAACCAAUUCUAAUCUAAGGUAAUUAUUUUACAAAAAUGGCAAUGCUAGAGGCCCGGCCUUAUAGGCCUUUCAAAUCGAGCGAAGAAUACUUGGAGGCCAUGAAAGAGGACUUGGCCGAAUGGUUGAGUACACUCUAUCCGAAUUUGAAUAUUAAUGCCGAGAAUUUUAUGGACCGCUUAGACACAGGAGUAGCAUUAUGCAAGCAAUGGAUCUAAUUUUAUGCAGCUAAAUAUCUGCGACACCCGGCUGAAAUGUUAUUGCCGACAAAGC